Diceros bicornis minor is the source of this 698-nucleotide messenger RNA. It is a transcript of the gene FAM241A, whose product is annotated as family with sequence similarity 241 member A. The transcript has 2 exons. Lineage: Eukaryota; Metazoa; Chordata; Mammalia; Perissodactyla; Rhinocerotidae. Bases 102 to 509 code for a protein of 135 amino acids. The record is from RefSeq and is a predicted model, not a curated record. Gene Ontology annotation, cellular component: intracellular membrane-bounded organelle.
GUGCGGCCGACCCAGGGCGGCCUUCGGGCGGCGACCGCUGCCUCGCGCUUGGCGGCUUGGCCCCCCAGCGGCCGGCCCGGGCGGCGGGAGCUGGCGACGGGAUGUGCUCGGCCGGGGAGCUGCUCGGCGGCGGCGGCGGCGGCGGCGGGGAGCGCGACGAGGACGCGGACGCGCGGGCGGAGCGGCCGGCGGCGGGGACCGAGCGGGGGCCCGGGGCGAGCCCGCGGCGGCGCGGGCGGCGGCCGCAGGAGGAGCGCGAGCAGGAUAUUGAAGAAUCACAAAACCACACUGGUGAGCCUGUUGGAGAUGACUACAAAAAGCUGGGAACGCUUUUUGGUGAACUGAACAAAAGCCUCCUCAACAUGGGCUUCACAAGGAUGUAUUUUGGCGAAAGAAUUGUGGAACCAGUAAUCGUCAUCUUCUUUUGGGUCAUGCUGUGGUUCCUUGGCCUGCAAGCCCUGGGACUGGUUGCUGUUCUUUGCCUCGUCAUUAUUUAUGUGCAGCAGUAAAAUAUGGUCGAAUGAGCUGUCGUUUGAUGUUUGGUAGCCAUAUACGUCAUUGGUGAAGUUAUAUAUUUCACUACAUGAAAGCUGAAAGGUUUGCUUUGUUUCAAAUUGUGUGCUGUUUUGUAACUAAAUUUAUGAGUGGAUGUUGUUUAAAAUUAAACUCAACUCUUGAUUAUAACAGGGUUGAAUAUA